Molecule: messenger RNA, 1404 nt
Organism: Stylonychia lemnae
Lineage: Eukaryota; Ciliophora; Spirotrichea; Sporadotrichida; Oxytrichidae
Source: the annotation of a GenBank genome assembly
AUGAGUGAAUCAAGAAAAGAAAGACUUGUAGAUAUUCAGAAGAGAGAAUAGUUGAAGGGCCUCUUGUCUAAUAAAUUCAAAGUCAAAUAUGGUAAUAAGCCAAGUGUGGCAAAAUAUAUAGACAAUGAAGUGGCAAAGUUUCUAAAAAAUGAUAGACUCACUGAAGAGAAUCUUAAAAAAUUGGAUGACAAAAUUUUAAAAGAGACUCUAAUAAGGGAUAAAAAGGAGAAUAUCCAGGCUAGUAGACAGAGCUAAAAGUAAGAUCCAGAGAGACUAUCCCAUAAUUCAGGUGCUCUUUCUAGAAAAAGUGGUCUCUCUGGCAAUAAAGAUGCAGUUCAGUUGCCUCAUCUAAGAUAUCAGGAGUCUCAAAGGGCUCUGGAGCUGCUAGACCUUAGACUUAUUCUUAAUCUUGAAGAUGAGGAUGAUGAAUGGACAGCCAUCAUGAAAUUUAAUACUUUACUUCACUAUGAAGAGUAGAAAAAAGCACUACUUAGAGAACAGGAAAGAAAGAGAUUAAUUAGGUAGGAGCUAGAUAAGUAAAUGGGGGAAAAGAAUAUCAGGAAACACAAAGAAAAGGAGGAAGAUAAGAUUCGUGACAAAUAGAUGAAUGAAGAACAUAGAAGAAAAAAACUCGAGCAGAAAGAAUAGUUCCGCUAAGAAGUUGAGCUGGUAAACAGACUUCAUUAGGAAAUGGACUAGGAAAGAUAGAUGAUAUAUGAAAAGAGAAAAUAAGAAAGAGACUAUCUGCAAAAGAUGUUAAUUGAAAACGAAAAGAAUCAGAAAAAACUAAAAUAACUUAGAGAGUAAGAAAAACUUGAAGAUAUCUCUGCUUAGAAGGAAUACAGCCGAAUGCUUGAGAAAUAAGAGUAGGACAGACUUAUGGAGAUCUAGGCAAGGGAAAAAAGAGCAUAGGACUUCAUGAACAGAAUGGCUGAUACUGUAAUAAAACAAAUGGAUCAGAAAGCUAAUGAGGAAGAAAUGAAAAUAAGAAAAUAUGAAAUGGAAAAAGAACUCAGAGAGAGGUUAGAAGAUUAAAGAAGAUUUGAAAUGGCUAAAACAUAAUAGAUACAGACUCGAAAAUUCCUUUCAAAGCAAAUGGAGGAUAAACUUAACAGAGAAAGGAUGGAAAAGGCUCUGAAUGAUGAACAGGCUGUGAUGUGGAAGUAAGAUAAAGAUAACUAUGAGGAGGAGGAAAGACGUCUAAACUAGAAGAUCAAAACAAUAAAUAAUGAAAAUGCUAAAUUCCUUUAGGAUCAAAUGGAAUCAAAGAAGGCUAAGGAGAAAAAGAAAAUGAAUAAAUAAGAGUUCUUACUUAAUAAACCACUUCUCAGAGAGAUCAAUUAAAAGAAGAAGGCAGCCUCAUCAAUCAGUGACUAGGCUUCUUUAAGAGAUAUUCCCUAAUGA